AUGCUAAUCUGCUUACUGCUGAGAUGGAACCUGAGACAGCAGACCAGGAAAUGCGGGAUUUUGAAGAGCAGGGUUGACCUGGCUGAGAGAGAGCAGCAGAAAUCCUUCUCUGAGAAGGCAGUGAAGAGAGAUUUUGAGAUGAUUAUUAUCUCAGAUGAGAAGAAGAAGAAGAAGAAGAAGAAGAAGAAGAAGAAGAAUGAGAAGUGA
Blastomyces gilchristii SLH14081 is the source of this 207-nucleotide messenger RNA. RefSeq lists its product as uncharacterized. Bases 1 to 207 code for a protein of 68 amino acids. The record is from RefSeq and is a predicted model, not a curated record. NCBI's taxonomy places the organism in Eukaryota, Fungi, Ascomycota, Eurotiomycetes, Onygenales, Ajellomycetaceae. The transcript has a single exon.